This is a messenger RNA of Aplysia californica (California sea hare), 7004 nucleotides long. RefSeq lists its product as uncharacterized. Gene Ontology annotation, biological process: transmembrane transport; lipid transport. Gene Ontology annotation, molecular function: lipid carrier activity; ATP binding; ABC-type transporter activity. Gene Ontology annotation, cellular component: membrane; intracellular membrane-bounded organelle. The record is from RefSeq and is a predicted model, not a curated record. Lineage: Eukaryota; Metazoa; Mollusca; Gastropoda; Aplysiida; Aplysiidae.
AUGACGCCAGCACAGUACCACGUUCUGUUGCAGGUCGCACAAGGUCCCUGGAUGAUCCUGGCAGCCUCUGGAGUUAUCUUCAACUGCCUAAACCUGGCCACUUUCAUCAGGAUGGGCCUGAAAGAUUGUGUCACAGUCUCGUUUUGCUUCCAGUCUGUGUAUGACCUCUUCCUGUUUAGCGUGUUUAUCAUGAAGCGUAGCCUUCAACUGUCGGCACAGUUUCGCCUUCAAAGUACCGCGCGGGGCAUCGAGGAGGACGCGGGUCAGAAAUCAGCGUCCCUUGGCGGGAAAGAACUUCAGGCCUUAAGACAAGUCUACGUCGUCUGUUUGAUAUUUGUCGUUUGCAAUACUCCUAGGAUUAUCAUUUUCGCGUGUGCGGCCUUAAUUCCCGGUUUCCAGCUUGAAGGCUUGUUCCAGUACACAUUGAUGGCCUGCUACUGUCUCCGUUUGACCAGUGAAAAUGUCACCUUCGAGAACAGGGAAGACUUUCUGGAGCGACACAAGACAGACCAGGGCCAGUUCAUCCAGGGACUGAGCGUGCUGUUCCAAGAGCUCCCCACCAUGGAGAGGCGCCGCCUCAAGCUACAGAUCAGCCCCCACAACCCCCAUGUGCCGCAGGAGAACUGGAGCAUGAAGAACGCCUUCUCUUACUACGAUCUGAGCUGUCGGAAACACGAUUUUGAGGACUACACAUCGACGGGCGUCCAGAUGCUGCUGCACGUGCUGACAGAGGUGGCGCUGAAGGAGGACGACUACAGCCCCACCACCCUGGAGGUGUCCACCGAGAGCCUUCACUGUGACCCCAAGGACACUGACCCUAGCCUGGACAUCUUCCGCGUCCUGCUGCCCUCUCUCCUCCUCCUCUCCUUCCUGCCCUGCACCGCGGCUCUGGCUUACGACAUGACCCUAGAGAGGGCCCAUAACGUGGCUAUGUCCCUGGACAUGAUGGGCGUUCGGCGGGUGUCCUACGUGACGUCCUGGCUGCUGUUCGCCCUGGUGCAGCCCCUCCUGCUGACCCUGCUGUUCACCGUGGCCGUCUGCCUGCCCCAGGACCUGGGAGUGUUACGUCACUCGGACCCCAGGGUCGUCUUCUUGUUCUUCUUCCUCUACGGGCUGGCGUCUGUCACCUACACGCUGUUCAUUAAGUCCCUCUUUGAGGACGCCCUGGAGGCGGCUGCGAUGACGGUGGUUCUGAACGUGGUGCACGGUGUGCCGGUGAUCCUGGUCCUCCUCUACCAGCAGUCCCUGGGGCGUCAGUCCUUUCUUCUCUGCUCCCUCUUCUACAACUGCGCCCUCCAGAUUGGCUGCUUCCUCCUCACCAGAUACGAGGAACUGAACCAGGGCGCCACACUGUCCACAAUGACGUCACCGCCCUCUGUGAUGGACAAGAUGAGCCUGACGGACGUGAUGGUCAUGUUCGUGGUGGACAUUCUCGUGCACUCUGGUCUGGCACUGCUCACCCACGGGCUGUGGAGAGCCAUCUGGAAUCAGCUCAGGAAACUGCUGUUGGUAUGUGGGGAGAGUGAACAAGCUGACGGGCCUGUCCAGGACCCACCGCCUCAAGAGUUUGAUGGCCGUCAUGACAGAGUAUGUGGAGCUCCUGCCGCUCGACACCAUGGAUUUGAUAGACAUCACGGCGCUCACUGUGGUGUGUUGAGGCCCACCGGGGGCACGGUAUACGUGGCCGGCCAGGAGCCCUGGACCCUGAGCCGCCAGUUCCCGAUGUGUGUGGGCGUGUGUCCGCAGCAGGACGUCUUCUUCCCCAGGCUCUCCGCCACACAGAACGUCCGGCUCUUCGCAGCGCUGAAGGGAUGCCCUCCCCCACCCUAGUAAAGAAGGAGGUGGAACGACUGAUGGAACAGCUCGACUGGACGGCAACUGGGACAUCUGCGCAAAACUUGGCGCGUAUCUGGCAGAAAAGACUCAACAUUGCAGCGGCGUUUGCCGGCGACCCACAGCUCGUCCUUGUAGACAGCCCGGCCACGGGUCUGAGCCAGGGACCUCGCCGGAAGCUGCUGUACGACCUGUGGCAGAUGGGCCAGGGGCGUACCCUGGUGGUGACCUCUGAGUCAUGGUGGGAGGCCGGGAUGUUGGCCGACAGGGUGGCGCUGCUGUCGGAGGGCAAGAUCAUCUGCUGCGGCUCGCGAUGCUACUUCAAGGACAUCCUAGGAGCUGGCUCCCGCCUCACAGUGACUAUUGGCCCCGACUGCGACACCAAAUCUCUCACGACCUAUCUGCAGUUCUUCGUGGACGGAGUGGUACUCUUGAAGAAAACGUCAUCUCAUCUCGUGUUCUACGUGCCGGAUGACGCCGCUGUAAUGCUCGAAUAUUUCUUGGGCAAUCUGAAGACCAAGCUCGAUCACUUCGAUGUGGCUGAUAUCUCGGUGACAACGGAGUCCGUGGAAGACAUCUUCUCAAAACGGCGAACGAAGGCGUCUCUGGAGAGACUGCUACAGCGCAUAUCACGUUACCAGUCGUCGAUGACGUCACUCUCGUACGGCAGCGGCUUCCCGUCAGAAGAGGGCCCGCUGGUGACGUAUUCAAGCAUCGUGAGGACAAAGAGCGGGAACUACCUGGACGCCUCCGCCCUGCCCAGCGACUCGGACUCCCUGAAGGAAGCGGAAUCGAAAUCACAUUUGUCCUCGCGAAAGUUCUCGAAGCCCGCUCGGAGCUCAAGGCGAUUUGUGAACAACAACCCCUUCAACAAAAACAUGAGCUGUAGUGCGACAGGUGGCAGAGGAAAGAGAUGCGUCAGUUGUUCUUCACUGAAGGCUGACUCCUUACGUCUGAGUAGAAAAAACAAACUCUCCACCCACUUUCUGCUACAGUAUUGCUGUAUGUCUCGUGUCCGUCUCUCCACACUUGCUGAAUGGUCAGCGCCUGAACUCAACAGAAUACGUAGUCACAGAGCACACUCGUGUGUCGUCAAAAGAAGCUUUGGGAAAUCAGUCGUUCUAACGUCUGGACGGUGGCGAAAACUGAGGUCGCCUAUGUUGACUUUAUCAUCCAUAUGUUCCUACAGAAGACACAUUCGCAGAAAAAGGAGCACAAAAUGCGCCGGCGUCAAAAUGAAAAUCUCUAGACAGGGUCGACAGGGUAGACAGGGUACAACAAAUCGCUGGCACAAAAAAUGUACAAGUCUCCAUCGUGGAUUUCUAGACUCUUCUACGGAAAAGGCAGGUCUUGAAAAGUAUAAGUCGAGCGAUGUUUAUGUGCGUGAUUGUGAGAGAUUGGCACAACAAGUGGACAAUCGGCGGCGUGGUUUUCCCUGCAACGUCCGCGAAAUCUCCGAAUCGAGUGACAAACUGGAGACAUGUAGAAGUUUAAGGACAGGCUCCCGUAACUGUGUUAUUCCUCACCCUCCCCUGAGCCCAGUGUGUGACGUGAUUACUCCUCUCUUUGACGAAUUGACACUUUGUUAUGAGCGGAGAGCGGCGACCCCGUAUCGUCGUGUGCCCCACUCUGCUUCCAAACGACAAACCGAUUCUCCAGACCUGUUGUCAACACCCAGUGAUACAGUACGUUUGUCCAGUGGUCCAUCAUGUUCGUCCAAUGAUACUGCAUGUUCAUCCAGUGAUACAACACGUUCGUCUAUGGAGAUCUGUCAAGCUGGAGGCCAUGAAACCUCUUCUGGCUGCUUCCGUGACCGUCAACAUGUGGCCUCACACUCCCCAAAAAGGAUUUGUCAAAGUGUGGGCUCGGACGGUGGAGAUUAUUCGGGGGUCGGGGGAAAGGUUUGUGGUGGGGUGACCUUCACCGACGCGGAACUACACGGUGGGGGCCACAAGUGUCACUGCCACACAUUUCUAGGGCAAAAUCAUUACCACGACUAUUUGGACUUUACGAAUAGUUCCCCACGACCACACAGACAGCUAAACACUAGUAGUGGGACUUCUAUAAAUGACUACCAACACAGCCGCAGCCGUGCUCACCUCGCACUCCCCCGUGGGAUUUGUCAGAAAUGUCUCCUGUGUCGGGAUAGGAGGAGUGGAUCCAUGAACGGUGACGUUUCCAAUGACGUUUCAGCAGCGCCAUCCAUUCCUCUGUGCCACAUUCGUGCACAGCAGUUGAUCGACCACACUCCACACGACCACGUCACACACUCGCCAAAGCCUGUCCCGGAUGCGAAUAAUCAUACAAGCACUUCACAGGACGUGAGAAGCCGAACCAACACGUCACAGGAAGCUAGCAGGCGUGCCAACACGUCACAUGAAGCUAGCAGACGUGCCAACACGUCACAGAAAGCUAGUAGACGUUCCAACACGUCACAGGAAGCUAGUAGACGUUCCAACACGUUUCAGGACGUGAGCGGUUAUCUCGAUGCUGCUCCGGAACAACAGCGGCCUGUACUCCCUGCACUCCUUGCAUGGCCUGUGGAUCAUGUUGCUUGCCUCAACAGCAACAAGAACGCCAACAAGCCCCCACCACCACCACCAGGCGACCCGGGCAGACAGCGGUACCGGCAGACGACACAGCAGACGGCCAGGGAGGCCGAGGAGUUGUACGUGAACAGCUACAUGUCCAACAACAACGACGACAAGAACAUGGAACAGACAGAGGUGAUCUUCCCCCUCUCCGACAAUCUGGACGACACCGGAAGUACAGGCUCUGACCAACAGAACGCCUCUGGCAGCGACUCAGACGAUGACCUACAGUCGGAGGACGAGCCCAUCGAGUGUCGACAGCUCAUCGGCUACAUCAAACACACGGGUCCAUGUCUGCUGAUGGUCCAGGCCCAGGCCCUGUGGAGCAAGUACGCCACCUGGAACGCCCGCCGCGUGUGGUUCCCUGUGUUGCAACUGCUCUGUCCAGUCGUAGCCAUCUUGUUCUUCCUCAGCAUUCCGCUAGAGGACACCGAGGAGACGCUGCCGCUCACAACGGUGCUCAACUCUGUCCUCACGUACAGAAGAAACUUCAGCAUCCCCAAUCUGCCCUUUGACUCUAUGCAGGUUUCUAUAAAGCCCCUGCCCCUCAAGCGUACAGAGUCAGACCGGCGUUUUUCCCGCGUCAUGUCCGCCCAGUGUCUCCGCUCUGCCAUGGCUCUCUUGGUCGCUCUCUCCUUCUUCUCCUCAUCGCUCGUCUUCCUUCCUCUCCAAGAGAGACAGAACGGCAUGCGUCACUUGCUGGUUGUGAUGGGCGCCCGUUCCAGUCUGCUGUACUGCACAAGUUUCACGUGGGACAUGUGUAUACAUAUCACCGCCAGCUUCUGUGCUUUUGCCACGCUGCAGCUUCUGCCUUAUCCCACGUACGGCAUUUACGGAGACCUCACGUCCAUCUUCUCCCUGCUUUUGCUGCACGGAGUGGCCAACAUUCCUCUCAUCUACGUCGUACAGCUGUUGUUUACCAGCGUGAGUCUGUGCUACUGUACCACGCUCUUCCUGCAGGUCUUUCUGGGUGUGACGUUCCUGGUUCUGAAGGCCGAGUGGUACCCCCGGGCCAACGCCGUGUCCAGCGCUCUGUUUGACCAGUGGUGGCUGGACGUGGUGCUGAGACUGGUCAGUCCCGGCUACAGCGUGGCCGACGCCUUGUACACGUACUGCACCGUGAGCCUCACACACACGCACUGCUCACCCCUCAUGCACCUGUGUCUCCAGCAGCCGUCACUCAUGUGCUGCCCCGCCGCCUCGGACAAACGGCCGCAGGUGGUACCCCUCUCCGCGAACGUCCCCCCGAGAGACGGGAACUUGACCGACUCUUACAGCCUCCCUCCUCUUGCCGCUGAGCCAGGAGUGAACUGUGGCCGAUUCUGCUUACCUUUCAGCCAAGGGCACGCAAAUGCUGACAGAAACAGUUUUUACUUAUGCAUCUUCACGGCUUUGGGGGGCUGGCUGCUUUGGACUGUCGCCUACCUACUCACGGACUGGGAUCUCGGCUACAGAACCUGAGCCUAUAGUGCUGAAGAACCUGACCAAGCUGCGGCUGGGCCAUCGAGUGGUGGACAACGUGAGCGUGUGUGUGGGGCGGGGCGACUGUCUGUGUGUGCUGGGCCUCCCAGGUUCCGGUAAGACUUCGCUGAUGGAGAUGGUAGUGGGCGCCACCCCGGUGUCCGAGGGCCAGCUCUUCUUCUACAGCUGCGACGGAAACUUGAUGGCCACCAGGCUCCACUCUGGCAUGGGCUACUGCCCGGAGAGAGGCGACCUGAACGACAAGAUGACAGGCCGGGACUUGCUGUGGCUCGUGGCCAUGGUGUCACAGGAGCCUUUUCUCAACGCUAUGGUGGAGACUUACCAGUUUGCCAAUGUGUACGGCGACUCGGAGACGCUCCGCUUCCACUUCCCUGACGUCAACAUGAACCUGUCCAAGUUGUUCUCUGUCCUGGAGGACGGCAAAAGUUUCUGGGGUGUGGAAGAGUACUCUGUGCAGCUCACGGGGCUGGCACACGUGCUCUACAAACUGUCCAUCAGCCCACAGCUUCACACAGACCAGGAGCACGGCGAGACAGCCGACGACGACAACAAAGACGACAACAACGAGGAGAACGAUAACGGUGGCGUGAGCCCCUCCCAGCCGGCGGCCGACCCCGACGAACUGACGCCCGUGCUGAGAGAGAUCGACCAGCGUGUGUCCCCCGUCCCCAGCCCCGAGCUCUCAAGCACCAAAGAGGAGACGCACAUUCCGCCCAUCAUCAUAGUCCCGCCGACUUUACCGGGUCGUGGAGGGAGGGGGCGGGGGGCUCCGGGGGCUCGAGGGGCUGCCAGGGGCUACGGGCCGAGGGGUCCGAGAGGUGGUCGUGGGACCCGGGGUCCCACCCCAGGCCAAUCCCUGCGUCAGUCCACGGGUGAAUCCCCGGGUCAGUCCAUGGAUCAGCAGCCCCCAGGGCCGGGAUUCGAGCCUCCGGGUCAGACCCCAGCCAGAGACUCAGUCCCCCCUCACCCUUCAACCCCCAGCGCCCCCACAAACAGACCCCCUCCGCCCCCACCCGGGGCAAGAUGGCCAGGAAACCGCGCCCCUCCCCCCUUCAGAGGCCCCCCUCCCCCGGGUAGCAGACACCCCCCUCCCCCGGG